Messenger RNA from Lolium rigidum, 657 nucleotides. RefSeq lists its product as uncharacterized. The record is from RefSeq and is a predicted model, not a curated record. Bases 100 to 558 code for a protein of 152 amino acids. The transcript has 4 exons. NCBI's taxonomy places the organism in Eukaryota, Viridiplantae, Streptophyta, Magnoliopsida, Poales, Poaceae.
UCCGAAGUGUUCGAUCUCCCAAACGGAACUAUCAUUGAUGUUUCCGGCGUCGUGACGUAUGUCGGCCCAGCUGAGGCUGAUUUUUGUGCCCCUAGCGGCAUGAGGGAGAUCGCUAUAGUUGAUAGCGGACACAACACAAUCUUCCUGCGUUUUUUUGGUGAGUCUGCUUAUCUACUCGGCGAUCAACUGUUAUCUGCAGAACAGAACAAUGCAGUUGUUGUGGCCUCCAACAUGGAGGUUGUUCAUCAAUCAAAGUCUCUUGAUAACACCAGUGCCACCACUGUCACAUUUGAGCCAUGCGCAAAAUGCUCUCAGUUUAAUAUUCUCGAAGGUGUUAGGCAAUACGUCCGUGUUGAGACAUCAAUCCGGGAGCACGUGAAAAAAUUGGUCUUAUACAGAAGGGACAUAUAUGAGGGUCAGAUCGAUCUCACUGAAGAACCUCCAUCCAAGACAUCAAAGCUUAAUAAUGGUGGAUCUAAUCGUUCCUCUGUGAAGGAUCUAUUUGGUUACAUGACCCAGGGCGUAAAGAGAUCGACUAUGAUGGAUGAGCUAGAUUAGCUCGAGAGUUCAAAAUAAUAAUAAAUAAAAAGUACAAUGUUCUCUCUUCGUUUAGGGAUGACCUGUUUAAUACAGACUUCAAGUAUCAUGUGUGCCUGA